This is a messenger RNA of Opisthorchis viverrini, 2457 nucleotides long. RefSeq lists its product as hypothetical. Gene Ontology annotation, molecular function: protein binding. Bases 67 to 1860 code for a protein of 597 amino acids. The transcript is spliced from 8 exons. The record is from RefSeq and is a predicted model, not a curated record. NCBI's taxonomy places the organism in Eukaryota, Metazoa, Platyhelminthes, Trematoda, Opisthorchiida, Opisthorchiidae.
GAAUACACUUGUCUAUCUGAAGUCCACAGAGAACACUACGCCGGCCUGUGUUCCGCCACCGAGCUUAUGGCAAACCUGAUGGUAGUGGUUGACCCAUGUGCUCUUGAAAGCGUGCCGACACAACCGGCCUCGUCCCUGGACUGCGGUCUCUGCUCAACUGCCACACACACCCCGAUUAUCAACAAAAAAGGACAAAGAUCAGUAAAGUUGGACAACACGAUGGCUCUAGCAACACAGUCACUUGGCACUGUUGCUUACCAUAUCAGCCGACUUGCCAGUCACUUCUUAGAGGCUGUCGAAUUGCAGUCGGAUAUGCUUGCAGAAAUUUCAGAUUGCAUGGAGAAAAUCCGAAUGGUUUGCAACACGCAUCAAGAAAAGGUCGCUAGAAAAGCAAUAGGGUCAUGUACCAGCCCAAAGGUUCCAAUAAAUUUUCAGCGCGAGUACAUACCCUCAGAACCUCCUCUCAAGUAUGUUCGACGGCCAAUAGACUUCUCCAUACUGGAUUCUAUUGGGCACGGUGUGCGCAUUCAGGAACCCCUCUUAAACCAGUAUGAAAAACCCCUUGCUCAAGGUGACACACUUCAACGUCGGGGAAGUUCUUCGGCUGGGAUUACUGUUCAGGGUAUGGUUGGACGUCAACAUCGCACAAUUUCAUGUCACACUGCUGGUUCAAACACAAGUGCUGAGUACGCGGCGCCCGUUCGUUCCGUAGGAACUGUGCGCUACCAAAGCAAGUCUGGCACUGUCGGUCGCACCGCUGGAAUAUAUCGAACGACGGGUGUUCCUCCGCAUCAUCUGAUGGGGGCCAUGAGUAGCGCAACGCCACAUCAGCAUUCCGGAGGGAGCGGUAGCAGUCCAGUGUCCGGACAGUUGUCUUCUGUCGGCUACGCUGCGGGUAGUGAAGCUAUGGCAGCUGCCCAAACAUCGAUAGAUGUGACAAGCGCCGCCGCUUUAGUUGCCAACCAGUCUGGUCGUUCCAGUGGAUCAUCCAGCGUCGUAGGACAGUAUCCGAUGAACCAUCAGGUUCACCAAGGCUAUCUACAGUCAACAGCGCCAAUCAGUCAGCCGCAUAUGCAGCAUAUUAAGGUAAAUCCAGCCAUCUCUCAGCUUCCUGGUCAGUUUGUUGACCAAAGCAUUCCGAUGCAAACACGAAUGUCGCAACCGCAACAACAAUAUCCUGUUUCUAACUCGGCGUUAUCAGUUAGUCAAGGACAUCCCGGUCACUCUAUACCCGCAUCCAGUCAUGCAGAAUUCACGAUCCAGCAGCAGCAGUACGCUGAACAGCGAUACCAAUCAGCUCAACAAACCCCGCAGUAUAUGCAACACAAUCCCGUUCAAGUAACCAUCCCACCCACAGCUACUUCACACUCGGGAACUCGACCUUAUGCCGAGCAAGUCCAACCGUCAGCCCAGAUGCCCAUGCCUGAUGUGUCAUCCGCAGAGCCAACACACCCACAGAUCUCGGAUCCACACGCUACGCAUUCGUCUCCGACUUCAUUGGACAGCACAGAACACGUGCCCUUGCCACCACCGGAGGCUUAUGCAGGUUCCGCAGCCACGUAUUCACAGCACUUUAAUCCACCUGAACCUCAAAUGCCUUCUAGUCAUGCGCCUUUAGGACCUGCCGGUGGGGCCGGCUUAAUUGCUCGAAAGUUGACUGAUCCAGCCUGGGCUCCUGAAUUUUAUAUGGAGAAAGUGAUAACUCUGUACGAGUAUGUGCGUGAUAAGGAUGACGAGCUGACAUUUACCGAAAACCAAGUAAUCUAUGUGAUGAAGAAGAACGAUGACGGAUGGUGGGAAGGAAUUAUGAAUGGUAUAACUGGCCUGUUUCCGGGCAAUUAUGUGGAAGUCAUAGAAUGAUAGGGUGUACCGCCAUCCCGGAUUCGCAGCGUCGAAAUUCAACAAAUUCGUUCAUCACCCCUCACUUCCUCUCUCAUGCUCCGCUUUAACAUUGAUUUACCUUAAUCCUAUCCGCUUUUGCUCUAUUUGCAUUGUUCUGCGACUAUCUUCCAAAAAAAUUGUCAUAAGAAGCAAGUUGUUUUUAUACACGCGGGCUGGCACAUUGCUAAAGGCGGCAUUAAUCACAGAUUCAAUCGGCAUUUAAUUCCAAUUGUUUUAGCCGAACAGUUUCUCCACAGGUUUCGGUGUCACUUUUGUCCGAUUCAUCGGUACUGGUCUUAUCAGAUUCCGUAGAUGGGUCAUCCUCUUCCGCUGAUGAUCGGUUGUCAGCCAUACUUGAGAACCCGGAGUAAUAAUAAUUUCCCUCGUUAUCCGAAUCUUCGUCGGGGCAUGUUUGUCGGCCAUAUUCGUAGGAUCGUGCUGUGGAAAGAAAGGUUAUACAUAUGAAACCAUCGAAAAAAGUCGUAAAUAAAACAACCGAUCGUUUACUAAGUCCUGAAAUUAUAACGGCAUUUCGAUAAGAACGACCAACAAAGAACGAGGUGCUUUUGACAGGGA